Hordeum vulgare subsp. vulgare (domesticated barley) is the source of this 1798-nucleotide messenger RNA. Its product is annotated as protein BFR2-like. NCBI's taxonomy places the organism in Eukaryota, Viridiplantae, Streptophyta, Magnoliopsida, Poales, Poaceae. The transcript has 13 exons. The coding region runs from base 400 to 1581 and encodes 393 amino acids. Gene Ontology annotation, cellular component: nucleus; nucleolus. The record is from RefSeq and is a predicted model, not a curated record.
UUCCUCUCCCCUGGGCGCUGGCGCUAGUGCAUUCUCGAAGUACCGAAGUCAAUCGGCGGCGGUGCGGCGCCUGCACGUCGACGGCUGCCUUCUCAAGCGCGGAGCCUGCACAUCGGCGGCUGACCUGCCCUCUUACGCCCCACCUUCCUAGCUUCUUUUGCCCCGCGACGCCGGAGAACGCCGGCGGCUGCCUCUCUUGCUCCCGCACGCCGCACGCCGCACGCCGCACCAGCCUAAGCUCUGCCGGCUGACUGAGGUGAGCUGGACAGGGAUUAAUUGCUUCUUCGGGCUUUUGCGGACACCCAUCCGGAGGCCUGCAAUUGAAAGAGAAGCCUUUGCUUCCCCUUCCCUCCUCGGCAUCACUCGCAAACCUAGCUACUUGCCGCCGCCGAGGACGAGAUGGCGCCACUCGCACCCAAGCGCCGCAAGGCGGUACCUUCCCCUCCCCUUUCGCAGGCUUCUUCCGACUCCGGCAGCGACUCCGAUCUCAACCUCCACGACAACUCCGACCCAGAGGACGGCUUCUUCUCCUCAAGGAGCGCUGCCAAUGACGACGACCAAGAUUUCUCCGCCAGCGACGAGGGGGGCGACCACGAGGAGGAGAGCGACCAUGAGGAUGAUGAUGAUGGUGAGAUGGGGGAGCUCGAGCAGGAGUAUCGCGCCCUCCAGGCCAAUCAACAAAGCAUUAUUCAGACCUUGAAACAGCACAGGGAUGGCGAUGUCUCAAGAGGCCAGGCAGUCAAAAACCAAAAGGCGCUAUGGGAUAAGACCCUGGAAAUGAGAUUCUUGCUGCAAAAGGCAUUUACAACUUCAAACAAGCUUCCCAAGGAUCCCACCAAGUCAAGGUUCUGUGGUCAUGAACAGGAGAUAGAGCAAGCAUAUGUUGAUCUGUUGGACUCAUCGAAACAGACACUUGGCUCCAUGCUUGAGCUGCAGGAGGCUUUACUAGAGCGGAACCAGGUCGCAAAGGGUGUGAAAGAUACUGUGCCUAACUCAACUGGAGAGAAUGACGAUUGGUUGCAAAUGCAGAAAAUGCAGACAAGAAUAACCCUGUUCAGAAAUACCGAGAUAGAUAAAUGGCAGAGGAAAACACAGGUCACAACUGGCGCUGCUGCACUGAAAGGAAAGUUGCACGCAUUUAACCAGAACAUAAGUGACCAAGUUGCUGGUUAUAUGAGGGAUCCAAGCAGGAUGAUUAACAGGAUGUACCUGCGGAAAUCUGAUGUUGGUGUAUUUGGGGAGAGUGCAGUACAGCCUGCUACUGCUGUGGAGGGGAAGGAUGUGGAAGGUGAUCCUGAACUCAUCGAUGAUUCUGAAUUUUAUCAUCAACUUCUCAAGGAGUUCCUCGAGUCAUGUGAUACGGGGGCAUCCGAAUCCGCAUUUUACGCUCUGAGGAAGAAGCAGCACAAGAAGAGAAAACUUGUUGACCGCCGUGCUUCAAAGAGUAGAAAGAUUAGGUACAGUGUCCAUGAAAAGAUUGCUAAUUUCAUGGCCCCGGUACCUAUGACAAUUCCUCCGAUGGCUUCAAAAUUGUUUGAGAAUUUAUUUGGAAUGGGCAACCAAAAGACCACUGCAGUCUGAUUUAAGAGAUGAUUCUUUUUUUUUUUUUUUUGCGACGGAUUUAAGAGACGAUUCAAAAUUUUGACAUGAGAAGAAGGUUUAGCUGUUCCUUCUUACAUGCUACUCCCUCUGUCCCAUAAUAAAAAACGCUCUUAUAUUAUGGGACGGAGGGAGUAGUUUUGAACUGUAAUAUGCAAUGGCCCUUCUGGUAGAAGAGCAGUGAAGCAAAAUUGUUGAA